AUGACUUCCACAUCUCCCGCCGCCGCCGCCGCCGCCGCACCCGCCACUGCUGCGCCCGCAAAGCCCGCCGCUGACGAUUCUGCUUCCACUCUUACUGUCAAUUCCAAGCCGGCACCACCCACCUUUCCCGCUCCGAAAAUCGAUAAGCCACGACCCCACGUCUGCGCGACCUGCCAGCGUUCUUUUGCGCGUCUCGAGCAUUUAAAGCGACACGAGCGCUCCCACACCAAAGAGAAACCUUUUGAGUGUCCCGAGUGUCAGCGAUGUUUUGCUCGCCGUGAUUUGCUUCUGCGGCACCAGCAAAAGCUGCACCAAACGACCACUCCCUCGGCCCGCCCGCGCAACCGCCGAGAAUCUGCGAGCGGCGUUACUCCCGCCCAGGCUCGACGUAAAAAUAGCAUAGCAGGCCCUAGUGUCGGAGCUGCCGGUCAAGGGAACGCCCAGAUGAGGCCCCGAGCGAAUACUAUAAGUCAUGUUGACGGUUCAGCCAUGCAGAUGCUGGCCUCCGCCAACGCCUCUGUCGCUAGAAGCAUGGGCGGCCACAAUAGACACCCGUCUCUAGUAGGCCUGCCGCUGCACAACUUUGACCUUGGCAGCAUGUCCCUCGCUCUUAGCCAGCGCGGCAUGGCCCUCAGCCUCUCCAAGCUCGACACGGGCACCACGACCGAAAUGGGCCCGGCACUGAGGACGGCGCCGGCGGUUGGUCCUUUUGGCACCGAAUUUGAUUUUGAAAACCUUCUCUUUGGCCAUGGCUCCACCAUCAACCCCAACGCCCUUCACUACAACGACUCGCCCCAGUCCAUGAAUGUCGACCAUCAGUCUCCCUUCAGCUCCUCACUCAACGACCUCUCCUCUGGUCAGCCCUUUGAUGACGGCCUUGACUGGGUCGCCGGCUUUGAGCAUCAGAUGACGUUUCAAAACAACGAAAACGCGAUUGACGGUUCGAGCCCCUCAGCAAUCAGCACCACGAGCCAGAGCGGGAUAAGCGAUGUCAUGGUGGAUGGUUCAAAUCAUCCGGUCCCAGCAGGGUCUACCACCAUGUGGCAGCCCUCCGUCAUGGGACCGCCGCAGAUGACGAACCCUUUUGCGAUGGAUAUCAAUGGGUCGGUUUUUCCCGAUCUCCUAAACGGAGCACCUGUAUCACCUCAGCCAGCUUCUCAAAAGAUCAAUGACCCCUACCUGUCCGCGCCUCAUUCGCAGAGUUCAAUGAACCCAUCCGUCGUAACGGGACGCAACGCGCAAACCAUAAGCAGCUCCCCAAGCUUCCAUCCUGGCCCGGACCCUACGCACCCCAUCGCUGCCGGGAACCUCGGAGCCUCUCCCGUAACCACAAUCACAGAUGCCACCAGGACCGCCAUUGUGAAUAUCCUCUCCAAAUCCCAACCAUUUGGUCGUAAACCCGUUCUCAAGACUGCGCCGCAGACUGCCAAUAAUCAGUCCACCGAGCACAAGCUGCCCUCAACCCUGGACCUCCAGCGAUACGUCACUUCCUACCUAACGCACUUCCACCCGCAUCUUCCCUUUUUGCAUGUCCCCACCCUCAACUUUGACAUGUCUAAGCCCGGGCACGAUGACGAACUAGGGUCCCACGGCGGCAAGGGAUGUCUCGUCCUGGCCACCGCCAUGAUCGGCGCCCUGUAUGAACGAGAUCUCGACGUAUCCAAAGAAUUGUUUGAGCUGUCGAAACGAAUGGUGUUCAUGUUCCUGCAAGAUCGUCGCAAACAGGAAAUGAGCAGGGCAAGAAGCACCACGUCCCAGAGCGGCUCACAGCCCAGUGACGAUGGCUCUGACACGCCCGUCUGGCUGGUCCAGACUAUGCUCUUGAACAUCUCAUACGGCCACAACGUGAUUGACAAGAUUGCUACGGAUAUCGCUUCCAUGCACAUUUCAUCCUUGGUGGGUCUCGCUCAAGGGGCUCAGCUGGCGAAGCCGACGCAGCUCCACGUCCCAAAUAUCGAAGAUGUGCAAAUAGCCAACGACGAGAACUUUGAGCGCCAAAGGGAGCAUCUGCAAGACCAUCAGUGGAUCGAGUGGAGCAGAAUGGAGGAACGCAAGCGAACCCUCUACGCCGUAUACCUCUUAUCAAGCGUUCUAGUGACAGCGUACAAUCAUGCGCCAGCUUUAACGAAUUCCGAAAUCCUGAUUGAUUUGCCGUGUGACGAGGAGUUUUGGGCUGCCGAGACCAGCUUCGACUUUUUCGCCAGGGGCGGUGUCCGCGGCGCCGCUCACAACACGCCGCCGUUUCGCGAGGCCCUGGCCGAGUUGCUGCACUCGAGUCAAAAGGAACAGGAUGACUUGACCCUCGAUAGCAUGUCGGCCGGCUUUGAGACGGGUUCUAACCCCAGCAGGGUGCGUGGCAGCCAGCUCAGCCCCAGCUCCUUUGCGCUUCUUCUUCUCAUCUACGCCCUCCACAACUAUAUCUGGGAGACCCGCCAGCGGCACCACAACAAGGUCUGGACAAACGAGGAGACGGAGCGCAUGCACCGCCACAUUGAGCCCGCCCUGCGUGCCUGGCAGAUGGCCUGGGCGAGCAACCCACGUCACUGCGUCCAGCACCCGAAUCCGUAUGGCCUCGGGCCCCUGCCCGCCGACUCGAUUCCACUGCUCGACCUGGCAUACGUCCGCCUGUUUGUCAAUCUAUCACGCGCCAAGGAGCGCUUCUGGGAGCGCGAUUGGAUCGGCGUAGCCAACGAGAUUGCUCGCGGCAGCCAGGUCGUGGAGAAUUCGUCGUCUGACGAAUCGGCCACGGAGCCGAGCAGCCGAGCAGAGCCCGCCGACGCCAAUAUGCGCGACGCGACCAUCUCCGACUCGCCCGGCCCGCAGACGCAAUCCAUUGACUUUGCCAGGUUCACCUCCGCGCGUGGCGACCCCAACUCGGCCGAGCGCGUCACGUCGCGCCGUGAAAAGCACCUCCGCAAGGCAUCGUUCUUUGCCGCCGACUCCCUCCUCAUGGCUGACCGCCUCGGUGUCUCCGUUGCCGACCUCUGGGGCGGCGAGCUCUCGCUGCAGGCCGCUCUCUGUGCCUUUGAUUGCCUGCAGGUACUCGCCGAGUGGCUGGCGACGCUGCAGGACCGCGUCGGUCCGUAUCUCGGCAUCGUGGGCCACGACGAGAUUGACUUUGCGCAGAUGCCCGCCGUGAUGAUUCUCGAAGAGGACGACGUGCGGCUCUUGGAAAAGGUACGCGGCAUUGUCGAGUCUGCGGCCGUCAAGGCGAGGGAGAAGCUGGCGAACGCGGGCAUAGACCCAGACUUUCACCUCGUCGAGCCCGGCGGCUACGUACCCAAGCUGCUGCGACUGUUUGGCAUCAUGAUGCAGAAUGCGGGCGUCUGGCAGGUCUACCAGAUUAUGUCGCAGUGUUUGGAGGCGCAGGCGCUACAUGCGCGUAGUCGUGCGCAGCGAUCGACCACGACGGUCAUGGCGGAUUUUUAG
This is a messenger RNA of Beauveria bassiana ARSEF 2860, 3429 nucleotides long. RefSeq names its product DNA binding regulatory protein AmdX. The coding region runs from base 1 to 3429 and encodes 1142 amino acids. The transcript is spliced from 2 exons. The record is from RefSeq and is a predicted model, not a curated record. Gene Ontology annotation, biological process: regulation of transcription by RNA polymerase II; DNA-templated transcription. Gene Ontology annotation, molecular function: zinc ion binding; DNA-binding transcription factor activity, RNA polymerase II-specific; RNA polymerase II cis-regulatory region sequence-specific DNA binding. Gene Ontology annotation, cellular component: chromatin. Lineage: Eukaryota; Fungi; Ascomycota; Sordariomycetes; Hypocreales; Cordycipitaceae.